AAAGUGAGUGGGUGUUUCUCUGAGAAGCAGAAUCAGAGAGAGAGAGAGAGAGAAAGAGAAAGACAGAGGUGUUUCCCUUAGCUAUGGAAACUCUAUAAGAGAGAUCCAGCUUGCCUCCUCUUGAGCAGUCAGCAACGGGGUCCCGUCCUUGACACCUCAGCCUCUACAGGACUGAGAAGAAGUAAAACCGUUUGCUGGGGCUGGCCUGACUCACCAGCUGCCAUGCAGCAGCCCUUCAAUUACCCAUAUCCCCAGAUCUACUGGGUGGACAGCAGUGCCAGCUCUCCCUGGGCCCCUCCAGGCACAGUUCUUCCCUGUCCAACCUCUGUGCCCAGAAGGCCUGGUCAAAGGAGGCCACCACCACCACCACCACCGCCACCACUACCACCACCGCCGCUGCCACCACUGCCUCCACUACCGCUGCCACCCCUGAAGAAGAGAGGGAACCACAGCACAGGCCUGUGUCUCCUUGUGAUGUUUUUCAUGGUUCUGGUUGCCUUGGUAGGAUUGGGCCUGGGGAUGUUUCAGCUCUUCCACCUACAGAAGGAGCUGGCAGAACUCCGAGAGUCUACCAGCCAGAUGCACACAGCAUCAUCUUUGGAGAAGCAAAUAGGCCACCCCAGUCCACCCCCUGAAAAAAAGGAGCUGAGGAAAGUGGCCCAUUUAACAGGCAAGCCCAACUCAAGGUCCAUGCCUCUGGAAUGGGAAGACACCUAUGGAAUUGUCCUGCUUUCUGGAGUGAAGUAUAAGAAGGGUGGCCUUGUGAUCAAUGAAACUGGGCUGUACUUUGUAUAUUCCAAAGUAUACUUCCGGGGUCAAUCUUGCAACAACCUGCCCCUGAGCCACAAGGUCUACAUGAGGAACUCUAAGUAUCCCCAGGAUCUGGUGAUGAUGGAGGGGAAGAUGAUGAGCUACUGCACUACUGGGCAGAUGUGGGCCCGCAGCAGCUACCUGGGGGCAGUGUUCAAUCUUACCAGUGCUGAUCAUUUAUAUGUCAACGUAUCUGAGCUCUCUCUGGUCAAUUUUGAGGAAUCUCAGACGUUUUUCGGCUUAUAUAAGCUCUAAGAGAAGCACUUUGGGAUUCUUUCCAUUAUGAUUCUUUGUUACAGGCACCGAGAAUGUGGUAUUCAGUGAGGGUCUUCUUACAUGCAUUUGAGGUCAAGUAAGAAGACAUGAACCAAGUGGACCUUGAGACCACAGGGUUCAAAAUGUCUGUAGCUCCUCAACUCACCUAAUGUUUAUGAGCCAGACAAAUGGAGGAAUAUGACAGAGCAUAAAACUCUGGGCUGCCAUGUGAAGAGGCAGAAGCAUGAAAAAGCAGCUACCAGGUGUUCUACACUCAUCUUAGUGCCUGAGAGUAUUUAGGCAGAUUGAAAAGGACACCUUUUAACUCACCUCUCAGGGUGGGCCUUGCUACCUCAAGGGGGACUGUCUUUCAGAUACAUGGUUGUGACCUGAGUGUUUACGGGAUGGAAAAGGAAGACUAGAGGCUUGCAUAAUAAGCUAAAGAGGCUGAAAGAGGCCAAUGCCCCACUGGCAGCAUCUUCACUUCUAAGUGCAUAUCCUGAGCCAUCGGUGAAACUAGCAGAUAAGCAAGAGAGAUGUUUUGGGGACUCAUUUCAUUCCUAACACAGCAUGUGUAUUUCCAGUGCAAUUGUAGGGGUGUGUGUGUGUGUGUGUGUGUGUGUGUGUGUGUAUGACUAAAGAGAGAAUGUAGAUAUUGUGAAGUACAUACUAGGAAAAUAUGGGUUGCAUUUGGUCAAGAUUUUGAAUGCUUCCUGACAGUCAACUCUAAUAGUGCUUAAAAAUCAUUGAUUGUCAGCUACUAAUGAUGUUUUCCUAUAAUAUAAUAAAUAUUUAUGUAGAUGUGCAUUUUUGUGAAAUGAAAACAUGUAAUAAAAAGUAUAUGUUAGGAUACAAAUAAUUUUUAGAAUUUACUAAUAUUUGAAUUUUUUGCUUAUUAUUUCUUUCCUCCCUGAUUUCUUCAUUCAUUAUGAUAUCAGACCACUUUUAAGAGUAAUUUACUGGAGUGAGAAGAACUAUGAAGCAAAUCUUUCUGCCUUUGCCAGGCCUUCCUUCUCUCUAUAUAUUCUCUUUCCUCUUCACCUCCCAGAGUUUCCAUUACCAAUAUUAUGACCAAUGUUAAGCUUAGCCAACUUUCCAUAGAUUUGAUGAGAAAUUAUAUUUUCCUGAAGGCAGAACCAUGGCACAGUGGAAAGGGCACAUAUUUUGGACUAAAAAACUUAGAUUUGAAUCUUUGUUCUUCCACGUACUGCCUAUGUAAGCACUGGUUAGGUCACUUGACCUUCCUUGAACAAAAAAAGAGCUGAAAGUAUCAGACACAUAGAACAUCAAAAAAUGGUGUCUGCCACUACUAAGCCACUCUAUUAGAGCCACUUCAUUCUCCAGAGGCCACUGAUCUGUGGGAUCCAUCUAAGCACCUGGUUUCUUGUAUUCUCAUGCUUGUCAUUCACAACGGCCUUUUCCUAUUUUCUUCAACCACUCACUAUCAUGGGCUCUCCCUAGACUUUGUUAUCAUUAAAAAUUAUAGUAACUCC
Gorilla gorilla gorilla (western lowland gorilla) is the source of this 2558-nucleotide messenger RNA. RefSeq names its product Fas ligand (gene FASLG). Bases 223 to 1065 code for a protein of 280 amino acids. NCBI's taxonomy places the organism in Eukaryota, Metazoa, Chordata, Mammalia, Primates, Hominidae. Gene Ontology annotation, molecular function: tumor necrosis factor receptor binding. Gene Ontology annotation, cellular component: membrane. Gene Ontology annotation, biological process: extrinsic apoptotic signaling pathway via death domain receptors; immune response; apoptotic process. The record is from RefSeq and is a predicted model, not a curated record. The transcript has 4 exons.